AUGUUGUGGCCCCGUGAGGAAUUCCACGCUGCGUAUGGACAGAUUAAGUACGAUGCGUUGCAUUCUGGUGGUAGCUGUAGUAUCCUAGUCCUUGUAGCCCUAGAUGUGGAUGCUCUAUGUGCCGCUGAGAUUCUCACACGUCUGCUACGUGCUGACAUGUUGAGCUAUUCGCUACUGGCAGUGCGUGGGUAUGAAGACGUGCUGCAGGCUCGUGAGACACGCAUCCGCAGCGCUGAUGGGGCACUUCGAGACAAUAGGGAACUACGCUCCGUCAUCAUGCUGAACUGUGGUGCAAUCGUUAAUGUAAUGAAGUUGCUGGCGUUGCCUGCGCAUGUUAAAUGUUACGUCCUGGACAGCCAUCGUCCUAUUCAUUUGACUAAUAUAUACGAUGAACACCAGCAGAUUGUCGUGUUUGAUGAUGGUGCAUUGACAUUAGAGGAAUAUCCAGUGUUUGGACCGGAUUUGCAAGUCGAAGACUUUGAAGAGGAAGAAGAAGAAGAAGAAGAAGAAGAAGAAGAAGAAGAGGAGGAGAGUGAAGAUGAGGUAGAAGUGGAUUUUGGUGUGCAAGACACGGAAGAUGAAGAGAUGGACAAGGAGAAGGAUGAGAUGAAUAAAAGAAAAAGAGAUGAUGAAAUGGAGCAUAAAAACGAUAAUGAAGAGAUAGAGAGGAGUCUAAAGAGGAAAAUGAAGGAGAAGAAGAAGGAGACAGAUGAUAUAGGUGGUAUGACUGUAGAUGAGCCAGUUGAGGAGAGCAUGAUGCUCACCAAGCGACGACGUCGGGAGGAGAUCUUACGGUAUUAUAGAGGAUCGUUUCAAGGAGCACCAGCAGCUACAGUAGCGUUUGAAUUGGCACAACAAGUCAAUAGUUCACAGCGUGAUUUACUGUGGUUUGCUAUCAUUGGACUGACCAAGCAAUUUAUCAUGGAGGAGAUUGAUGCUGAUAAUUACAACCUCAUGGUCACUCGGUUCCAGGAUGAAGUCCUGGCGAUAGAUGCACCUACGCCAUUGAGCGGCUCUGGAGCUAAUGGUGACGAAGAACGACACCCGGGCUAUUGUGACGGCAAGAUCAGCUUUGAGGAGGAAUAUCGCUUCAUGUGCUACCGGCACUGGUCACUGUACGAAGCCAUGUAUUACUCGGAUUACGUGGCUUCAAAGCUUGGACUCUAUCACGAUCAAGCACGCCGUGUAGGUGCGCGAAUUGCUGUGGGAAAUAGUGGCAAUAGCGUGGGAGACACGGCACUGCACAUUUUUCUCGCACGCAUGGGAUUUUCACUGAGGCAGAGUCAGCAAAAGUUUUCGUACAUGCCUCUAGAGAUGAAGCAAAAGCUACGCGAGAAGAUGCUGGAGAUGGCGCCCGAGUUUGGCUUGAAUGAUCUCUUCUACGGCUCUUUCAAGCGUACCUUUGCGUUUCAGUAUCAGCUGUGCGCAGCUGAUGCUGUUUACGGACUUCAGGCACUGCUUGAGGCCCCUGAGAGCUACGUAGCAGCAGUAUUUGAGGCUGAAACGCAUCACCAGCAGCAGGGCACAUCGAUGAGUCUGUUCUCACUAGAUUCUAUUAUGUCUUCCAAUGCCAAUAGCAGCGAUAUAGCAGACGGAAAGGAUAAAGACGUUGGAACGACUGAGGAAUCUCCCCAAGACGAUUUUCGUCAGCAAAACUUCAUGUUGGCGCACACAGCCCUCGCAUGUCAAUCGGUAACAUCUAGUAAGCUAAUGGAGAGUGGCAUCAAAGUAUCUAUGUCGCUCAAGCAGGCUAUCGUUCGUGUUGGACUUUCAAUCAUGGAGCGGAAGCUGCUAGUUCGUGUGAAGCACUUUCGCUACGUGUGCUUGAAUGUACCCGAGCGUGAGCAGGAGCUCUUUGCAAAUGCCAGCGUUCUUACCCAGCUAGCUCUCUUCUUGCUCAAUGUGCACCGUGCGAGUGGCAAAUGGGGUGGUCCCAAUGCCCCGGCCCGAAGAAAACCACAGGAUGACGAUGGUGACGAAGGCGAUGCAGAGGAAGAAGCACCUGUGACGAACAAAUCGAUUGUGCCGCUGGUGCUCAUAACGCGCAACCCGGCACAGAACUGUUUUCUAGUUAUUGGACUAACCUGUCCAUCUACACCGGGCGAGAUUCACCGAAACACGCUAGGAACGGCAUUUAAGCUGGCUGCUGGCGAGACUGGAGCAAACUUCCGACAGGAUGGCUUUGCGAGUGCUGUGAUGGAGAUUCAGAUCGACGAGAUCCAGUACUUUGUUGAGCAACUACACAACGUGCUUGAUGCGUGA
Peronospora farinosa is the source of this 2262-nucleotide messenger RNA. NCBI's taxonomy places the organism in Eukaryota, Oomycota, Peronosporomycetes, Peronosporales, Peronosporaceae. The record is from the annotation of a GenBank genome assembly.